CUGUGGACGCUUUCGCAGCAGCAGCUACACGGAGGAGCGGGACACAGAUCCUCCAUGAGGGACCAUCUCCUGCACGAAUAGACCAGGUCCUGCAGAAACAAGCGAGCACCGAGCACACACGAGAAGGAGAUUUUUUUCUUUCUUUCUUUUUUGGGGCGGUUUGCAAGCGGUGAAAUCGUCCCUCCUGAAAUGUAGCCAGAGGAGACGGUUUGUUGCGAUCGCUCGGUGGCUGCAUGGCUCUUCCCAGGGAUGCCAUGAAAAGCAGAGCAGGCGACUGACUGAGAGACAGACCGCUGCUCCUCGCUUAUCACAGACUGUGGCGGCGGGAAGUGGGGGAAGCGAUGGAUCCUGGUGGAAAGAUCCACGUCAGGUAGCGUCCACGAAGAUCCAGGGAGAGCCGAACGUCUCUGUCGCGCAGUUUAGUCGCCGCCGGAGCUGUCUGAAGGAUGGAUUUCACCCUGCUCCGGAACAUCAUCAGCAGAUACUGUGUGGGGGAGGAGAACUGGGUGGACAGUCGGACGGUGUAUAUCGGACAUAAAGAACCCCCUCCGGGAGCUGAGGCCUACAUCCCUCAGCGUUAUCCCGACAACCGCAUUGUCUCCUCCAAGUACACCUUCUGGAACUUCAUUCCCAAGAACCUGUUUGAGCAAUUCAGGAGAAUCGCUAACUUCUACUUCUUGGUCAUAUUUUUGGUCCAGCUUAUCAUCGACACCCCCACCAGCCCAGUCACCAGUGGCCUGCCCCUCUUCUUUGUUAUCACUGUCACCGCCAUAAAACAGGGCUACGAGGACUGGCUCAGACACAAAGCUGACUGCUCUAUAAACGAGUGUCCGGUGGACGUGGUGCAGCAGGGGAAGGUGGUGAGGACACAGAGUCACAAGCUACGGGUGGGGGACAUCGUGGUGGUGAGGGAGGACGAGACGUUCCCCUGCGACCUCAUCCUUCUGUCCUCCAGCCGCCAUGACGGGACCUGCUACGUCACCACCGCCAGCCUGGACGGGGAGUCCAGUCACAAGACCUAUUAUGCUGUACCAGAUACCAUGGCCUUUAGAACAGAGCAGGAGGUGGAUUCACUACAUGCCACUAUUGAAUGUGAACAACCACAGCCCGACCUCUACAAAUUUGUGGGACGCAUCAACAUUUACAAGGACAAAGAGGAGCCUGUAGCGAGACCACUUGGGGCUGAAAACUUGCUUCUUAGAGGAGCCACACUGAAGAACACACAGCAUAUUUAUGCUGUUGCAGUCUACACUGGCAUGGAGACCAAGAUGGCACUAAAUUACCAGUCUAAAUCUCAGAAGCGCUCUGCUGUAGAAAAGUCCAUGAACGCCUUUCUGAUUGUCUAUCUGUGCAUCCUGAUCAGUAAAGCGGUCAUCAACACUGUUCUGAAAUACGCCUGGCAGUGGUCUCCUGACCGAGACGAACCCUGGUACAACCACAGGACCGAGAACGAACGUCAGCGACAUGUGGUGAUCCGAGCAUUCACAGACUUCCUGGCCUUCAUGGUCUUGUUUAAUUACAUCAUCCCAGUGUCUAUGUACGUAACGGUGGAGAUGCAGAAAUUUCUCGGCUCCUAUUUCAUCACCUGGGAUGAGGAGAUGUUUGACGAGGAGCUGGGAGAGGGCGCUCAGGUGAACACCUCCGACCUGAACGAAGAGCUGGGACAGGUGGAGUAUGUGUUUACUGAUAAGACCGGCACGCUGACGGAGAACAACAUGGAGUUUAUCGAAUGCUGCGUGGAUGGGAACGUCUACAUCCCACAUGCAAUCUGCAACGGCCAAAUCCUCAGCGCUGCCUCCAGCAUAGACAUGAUUGAUUCCUCACCUGGAGGAUACAGGAGGGAACACGAGGAUCUGUUUUUCCGGGCGCUGUGUCUGUGCCACACGGUGCAGGUGAAGGAGGAGGAGACUGUGGACGGCAUCAAGAGAGGCAUCCAUCAGGGCAGGCCCACCUCCUUCUACAUCUCCUCCUCGCCGGAUGAGGUGGCUUUGGUCGAGGGAAUGAAAAGGCUGGGUUACACCUACCUGAGACUGAGAGACAACUACAUGGAGAUCCUGAACAAAGACGACGAGAUCGAAAGGUUUGAGCUGCUCCAUGUCCUGAACUUUGACUCUGUCAGGAGGAGAAUGAGUGUCAUAGUCAAGUCAAGCUCAGGAGACUACCUGCUGUUCUGUAAGGGGGCAGACUCCUCCAUUUUUCCACGGGUGGUGUCUGGAAAGGUGGAACAAGUAAAAGCCCGGGUGGAACAGAAUGCUGUAGAGGGGCUGCGGACUCUGUGCGUCGCCUAUCGAAGGUUGUCGGAGUCCGAAUAUGCAGAAGCGUGUCAUCACCUGACGGAAGCCAAGCUGGCCCUGCAGGACAGGGAGCAGAGGCUGGCGCAGGCCUAUGACAUCAUCGAGAGGGAUUUUGUCCUUUUAGGCGCCACAGCGGUGGAGGACAGGCUGCAGGAGAAAGCUGCAGACACCAUCGAGUCGCUGCACAAGGCCGGGAUGAAAGUCUGGGUCCUGACAGGGGACAAGAUGGAGACGGCGGCGGCGACCUGCUACGCCAGCAAGCUGUUCCGUCGCAGCACCCAGAUCCUGGAGCUGACCAAGAAACGAACAGAGGAGCAGAGUCUGCACGAUGUUCUGUUCGAACUAAACAGGACUGUUCUCAGACAACGCUCGAUUUCUGGGUUGUCGGUAGACUGCCUCGACUUCGGUCUCAUAAUCGACGGGGCGACUCUUUCUGCAGUGUUAAAGCCCAACCAGGAGAGCGCCGGUCACGGCAACUACAGAGAGAUCUUUCUAGAGAUCUGUCGCAACUGCAGCGCCGUGCUCUGCUGCCGCAUGGCGCCGCUGCAGAAAGCACAGAUUGUGAAGCUAAUAAAAGCUUCCAAGGAGCACCCCAUAACCCUCGCCAUCGGUGAUGGAGCUAAUGAUGUCAGUAUGAUCUUGGAAGCACACGUGGGCAUUGGCAUCAUGGGGAAAGAAGGCCGACAGGCAGCAAGAAAUAGCGACUAUGCCAUCCCAAAGUUUAAACACUUGAAGAAGAUGCUACUUGUUCACGGCCACUACUACUACAUCCGAAUUGCUGAGCUUGUUCAGUACUUCUUCUACAAGAAUGUAUGCUUCAUCUUUCCUCAGUUCCUGUAUCAAUUCUUCUGCGGGUUUUCCCAGCAGCCGCUGUACGACACCGCGUAUCUGACGCUGUACAACAUCAGCUUCACGUCCCUCCCCAUCCUCCUGUACAGCCUGGUUGAGCAGCACGUCACCAUGGAGACGCUGAAGAGGGAGCCCUCCUUGUACAGGGACAUUGCGAAGAACUCCCUCCUCCGCUGGCCUGUCUUCCUCUACUGGACGUGUCUGGGUGUGUUUGACGCUGUUAUCUUCUUCUUUGGUGCCUAUUUCCUCUUUGACAACACCACAUUCACCAGCAACGGCCAGCUUAUGACCACCAACACACAGAUGAUGUUUGGAAACUGGACGUUUGGGACUCUCGUCUUUACUGUGCUGGUGUUCACUGUUACGCUCAAGCUUGCCUUGGAUACACACCACUGGACCUGGAUCAAUCACUUUGUCAUCUGGGGCUCACUACUUUUCUAUGUUAUUUUCUCUCUUCUCUGGGGCGGCAUCAUUUGGCCCUUCCUGAACUACCAGAGGAUGUACUACGUGUUUAUGCAGAUGCUGUCCAGCGGCCCGGCCUGGCUCAGCAUCAUCCUCCUUAUUACAGUCAGCUUGCUGCCAGAUGUCAUCAAGAAGGUCCUCUGCAGGGCCAUGUGUCCCACAGCCACCGAGCGUGCACAGGAUGAAGAGAAGCUGUUGCCGGGCAGCGCAGCAGAGCUGAGUCCACUGUCCUUUCGUCGAUCCUGCAAAGGCAUGAGCACGGACUCGUCUCACCUCCACCUGAGCGCCGUGGACACGCUGUCGCUCCGCAGGUCUGACCCUCUUCCUCACAAACUGCUGGCCCACCUGGCUGAAGGCGGAGGGGCGGACUUGUGCUCCCUCAGCCCCUGCAUGUUCCGUCUCUCAGGGGCAGGAUUCGCCUACUACGCUCCAGGGCCGGAGACCUCGGUGUGAACGCAGACUCUGAAACAAUGUGUACGUGAAUCUCAUGGAUGUGUGACCAAGAUCUGCAUCGCAAUGAUCGAGGAAUUAGAGAGCAAAACACACAUCAGACGCAUGGACGCUCCAUGCUGAGUUCACCAUGUGCAUUUCCUGGGCUACACCCGAGUGGACGUCCCUUUAGAUAAUAUUGUCCUCAUUUUCAUACUUGUCUCUUUUUUUUUUUUGGUUCCAGUGUAGCCCCUGUCUUAGUCUCAUCAAAGUUCCUGCUUAAACGCUUACUUGAAAAAGUGUAAGAGCUAAAAAAUGGGGAACCAUGUGGAACUUUCCUGUUUGAACUGUCAUAUUUUUUGUAUUCCUCUUUUUUUCAGUCAAAUUCUUGCCUGUUCCUCCACUUCCGUGUCCUUUUUUUUGUUGUUUCUUUGUACAUGUUUGUCGAACAAAAAAAAAGCAACACAACAUUUCUGUAUAGUACGUGGUCUGGCCAAGUAAAGGGGUAGCCGUCGAGCUCAGCCCUUUAGGUGUGCGUGCGUGUGCAUGUGCGUGAGAGUACGCAUGAAAUUGCCUGAUAUUGUAUGUUUGUAUGUGACACACCUUUGCCUUACAGGUAACCACACAGCAGCAGGCUAGGAGCCAAAGGAGAAAGGUGUUUAAAAAAAGAAAAUAAAUAAAAAGUGGUGUUUUACUAAGCCUUACACACACACACCCAUCAGCUGAAGGAGGGAGAAAAAUCUGGAGGGAUGUGCAGUAUUUUAGCCACCCUGCCUUAAUUCAUAGAUACCCAUUUUCCAGUGGAUUAUAUUUCAAUUCAAACACAUUUGUGAGAGUACAAGGAGGUUCAGAGGGCAUAUAUGUCUGGUACAGUGUGUCUAUUAUUCCUCUUUCUACUUUCUUUUACCCUCACAAUCGUGUCAAGCUUUGUUUCCCUUAUCUGUCAGUGUAGCAUGUCGGAUCCUUCUCUCUCUCUCUGCAUGCAGAUCUAUUCUUCUCUCCAUCGUACCUCAUUCUCCUUUGUCCCAGACAUCAUUUAUCACCAAACAUAUCAUGGCACUUUCUUUUCUCUUUUUUUCUUUCUCCUGAAACAGCGAGCACCCUCUGCUGCCACCAUGUGGCCACGUAGGGUAACAACAAUAACAGUAGCAGCAGCAGCAUCCUGGGACUGAUGAGGUUCUGUGAUUUGUGGAUGUCCUAAAUGACUCGCUACUCCUCCCUGUUGCAUCCUGCUUGCGUGUUUUGCUGCCAUGCUCUGUGUUAUGCAAAAACUUGAUGUGAGAAUGCUAGUGUUAUUAAGGGGUUGUCUUCUGUGUUGCAUUAAUCCAUGAGUUUUUUCUCUCUGUUGUUCUAAAAAUGAUUGAUGUCAGUCACUGUUGAUGUAUGGAUGUAACUUAAAAAAAUGUUUGCUCUAUAUUGUAGUGAGAAGGAGUGUUAGCUGUAGUUCGCUGGAAGCAGGAGGGAGACUUGAAUCGGCGAUGUCACAAUCAAAUCAAUGAGAAUGUUGAACUGAUUUGUCCAUCAUGUCCUCCAGCCGAAGAUUGUAGCUCAUUAUGGAUGAACCUCUUUUCUGCAUUUCUAACAUCCGAAAGUCGUCUUUUUUCCAAAGCAUAUCUGUCGGGUUACAUAGUGACUGACUCUGGAAGUCUUUUGAAUGUGAGAUUCUGAAGCAUUUUUGUAUGUUUAUACAGUUUAUUUUCAUACACAUCGCCAUCUGCCAACAUGUAUAGAUUUAAUAGCAAGUAUUUUUGAUUUUUUACCGGGGUACAGAUGAUUUAUCUAUUUGAUGGGAGGUCUGGAUUUAUCCCUUUUAGUUUUCACUCAAAGCCCACAAGCCUCCACGUGUUUGACUCGGGGGCUUCAACAUCCUGACCUCAGUCGUUUUCAAGGAAAGACCUUGGUGCUUGUAACGCAGUGUCCCACCUCACUGUGCCGUUGCCAUGCUGUAUCCAGGCAUUUUCUACAUGUCACAAUCCUACUACAAUAAUGCUGUAAGGUCUAUUUAACUUCCACUAUGUGAUUUGGGGGGAAUUCUUUGUAGUCAUUCUUCAAACACGUAUUCUUUUUUUAGUAGCUGAGUCCUUUCACAGCUCAAAUUUUCACGAGUUUUUUUGUCAUUUUUUUGUGUUGUCCAUUGUGAAUAUUUCUUUUGCUACUUUUGUAUCUCAGAGAGAAGACUAUAUUUUAACUGUUAGAAUGUGUGUUCAAGUUUGUAACCAAAAUGAGAGCAAAAUAUACAUUAUAUGAUUCAUUAGAGAUUUACCAAUAGUACUACACACUGCACUUUGUUUUACAACAGAUCAGUUUUACCCUAAAAACAAGGUCUAUUGUCUGUCAGCUGAGGUUUAUAGUUCACUCUUCCUCACAAGUUAUUUUUCUAAGAAGAUUGUAGUGGGUGAGAAUACAUUUAAAAAAAAGAAGUGACCAAAUAACUUGACUAGGAAUGAACUGUCUGUAGGUGUCAGCCUCUGUCUCAAUGGGUUUAUCACACCAGCCUUCUACUGCUGAUCAGAAUGUCAAACUGCUUUUUCUAAGUCCAUCAGCACAACAGCAGGUGCUCAUCCUGUCACUCCUGAGCUUGGCAAAGGUCUGAAAUGUCAACUUCUGUGCUCUGAGCAGCACGCUUCAUAUCAUAACUUUAGUAUGGCACCGUUUACUAAACAGGUUUUAAGAAAUUCCUCUUUUUUUUUCUUUUUGGAUAAAGAUUUUAAAAGUUCACUCCUUGACUUUUUGCCAGCCUGUCUGUAGCAAAUGAGGGCAAAGCACUGUACUGUCAUUCUGCUUGUAAUAAAGAAAGAGAGAAAACGA
Molecule: messenger RNA, 6842 nt
Organism: Amphiprion ocellaris (clown anemonefish)
Lineage: Eukaryota; Metazoa; Chordata; Actinopteri; Pomacentridae
Product: phospholipid-transporting ATPase IH-like
Exons: 30
Coding region: 447-4058 (1203 amino acids)
Biological process (GO): phospholipid translocation
Cellular component (GO): endoplasmic reticulum; trans-Golgi network; plasma membrane
Molecular function (GO): ATP binding; ATPase-coupled intramembrane lipid carrier activity; magnesium ion binding
Source: RefSeq, a predicted model, not a curated record